Molecule: messenger RNA, 1865 nt
Organism: Nycticebus coucang (slow loris)
Lineage: Eukaryota; Metazoa; Chordata; Mammalia; Primates; Lorisidae
Gene: BTN1A1
Product: butyrophilin subfamily 1 member A1
Exons: 6
Coding region: 64-1518 (484 amino acids)
Biological process (GO): regulation of cytokine production; T cell receptor signaling pathway
Cellular component (GO): external side of plasma membrane
Molecular function (GO): signaling receptor binding
Source: RefSeq, a predicted model, not a curated record
UAAUCCCGCUCAUUUUUGGCAGCUCACUUUAACGUGACUGGGCCCACGGAGCCCAUCCUGGCCAUGGUGGGUGAAGACACUGAGCUGCCCUGUCACCUGCCCACGAAUGUGAGUGCAGAGCACCUGGAGCUGAGGUGGUUCCGGAAGGAGGUCUCGCAGCCGGUGUUAGUGCUCCGGGAUGGGCAAGAGCAGGAGGGAGAGCAGAUGCCCCAGUACCGAGGGAGGGUGACGCUGGUGAAGAACGACAUCUCCACGGGGCACUUUGCUGUAAUGAUACGUGGCAUCAGGGCCUCUGAUGACGGGGAGUACCGAUGCCUUUUCAAGGAUGAUGGGAGCUCCACCAUAGCCCUCCUGCAUCUCAAGGUGGCUGCUCUGGGUUUUGACCCUCACAUCCGUAUGGAAGUUCAAGAAAAUGGAGAGAUCUGGCUGGAGUGCACCUCAGUGGGAUGGUACCCAGAGCCCCAGGUGCAGUGGAGAACUCCCAAAGGAGAAAGGUUUCCAUCCACAUCAGAGGCCAAGGAUCCUGAUCAAGAAGGUCUGUUCACUGUGGCUUCUUCAGUGAUCAUCAGAGAUACCAAUACAGAGAAAGUGUCCUGCUACAUCCACAACCUCCUUCUUGACCAGGGGAAGGAAGCAGAGAUUUUCAUACCAGCUCUUUUAUUCCCAAGAUUAACUCCCUGGAUAGUGGCUGUGGUUGUCAUCUUGGUGGUCCUAGGACUUGUCACCACUGGAUGCAUAUUUUUCACCUGGAGACUAUACAAGGAAAGAUCCAAAGAGAGGAAGAAUGCACUCAGCCCUAAAGACAGAGUCCUAGAAGAGCUCAAAUGGAAAAAGUCUACAGUACAUGCAGUUGAUGUGACUCUGGAUCCAGACACAGCUCAUCCCAACCUCCUUCUUCAUGAUGACUUAAAAUCUGUUCAACUGGAAGAUUCAUGUCAGACAUGGCCUGAGAAAUCAGAGAGAUUUGAUUCCUGGCCCUGUGUGUUGGGCCGUGAGGCCUUUAUCUCAGGGAGACAUUAUUGGGAAGUAGAGGUGGGAGACAGAAUUGACUGGGUGGUUGGCGUGUGCAGCGAGAAUGUUAAGAGGAAAGGAUUUGAUCCCAUUGUUCCUGAGAAUGGGUUCUGGGCUUUGGAGUUGUAUGAAAAUGAGUACUGGGCCCUCAACCCUCGCCGGACCCCUCUUCUAAUGUCAAAUCACUUCCACCGGGUUGGCAUUUUCCUGGACUAUGAAUCAGGAAAUGUCUACUUCUACAACAUGACUAACGGAUCUCAUAUCUAUACAUUCUCCAAAAUGUCAUUCUCUGGCCCUCUCCGACCCCUGUUUUGCCUUUGGUCCUCUGGUGACCAGCCUCUGACCAUCUGCCCACUUACUGAUGGGCCUGAGGUGGUCACAGUCAUGGCCAAUGCCCAGGACAUUUCAAAGGAGAUCCCCUUGUACCCCAUGGGGGAGGACUCGCAAGUUACAGACACUUUCCAUUCUGAGCUAAUCCCCAAGCCACCCAGGCAAGGGGCACCUUAAGGAAUAUCCCAGCUCAGCUCAGUUGUUUUCCUUUGUUCUAACCUCUCUCCUCCAUUCUGAGCCUCACCCAGCCCCUGUUUCUUCCUGUUGGGUAGAGAUUAAUUCAUCACGUGAAGCUUGCAUUGCUUCUGCUAGGGAGAGUGGGGAGUAGGACCAUCCUAAUUUGUUUCUAUACAAAUAUUUGGGGGAUGGAGAUGUGACUCUGAAGCUGCUUCUAGUGAUCUAUCCUUUAAGGCCAGAAACUAUGCAGAAGGACUUGGAGCAAACUCAAAGGAUAGCUCAGGAAGGGAUCAAGACCAGCUAUGGUGGCAUGGGGUUGUGUCAGAAAUGUUUUCGUGUCCAAAAUA